This is a messenger RNA of Blastomyces gilchristii SLH14081, 678 nucleotides long. RefSeq lists its product as uncharacterized. The transcript has 3 exons. The record is from RefSeq and is a predicted model, not a curated record. Gene Ontology annotation, biological process: protein phosphorylation. Gene Ontology annotation, molecular function: ATP binding; protein kinase activity. Lineage: Eukaryota; Fungi; Ascomycota; Eurotiomycetes; Onygenales; Ajellomycetaceae. Bases 1 to 678 code for a protein of 225 amino acids.
AUGAGCUCGAGGUAUCCGACCGACUUACUACGCCCCGACCCUGAUUCCAUACAUAUCUGGAGGGAAAUCUCUCGUUCACAGGCUUCUUCAGUGUUUGAGAUAGAGCUUCAUGGCAACCGAUAUGCAAUGAAACUUUUUCAUGACAAUGGUGACCCAGGAUUUACGAAGAAAGGCCGUGACCUCAAUCGUUUUCGAUGCGAAUUGAAUGCUUACAGAAACCUUCAUGCCUUUGGUGUAUGUGAGCGUGGCUUUGUACCCCGCUACUAUGGUUAUAUCGACCGACUUGAAAUCCGAGCUCCACAGCUUAAUGCUUUCGCCAACGACAGAUACAGACCGAAGGCGAUUUUGCUUGAAUAUUUAUCCGGCGCAGAAGCACUGAACUGCGUAAAUUACUCAACUCAUCGCUUCCGUAAGGCGAUGAUCGGCAUGAAAGCGAUUCAUAGCGCCCUAAUCCACCACAAUGAUAUCUAUCCCAAAAACAUCCUAAUUGUUCCCAGUACCCCGGAAAGGGUGGUAUGGAUAGAUUUUGACGUCGCAACAACGUUUCCUCAUCGUGAAUCAAUGGGUUGCCAAGAAUUAAAAUACUGCGAUUAUGAGGAUGCGCUUGUUGCAAGCUUUGGGGAGCUUUUGCAAGACGAUCAAAACCAGGGUCUUCCUCCCAACACAAAAUACUACUAG